This is a messenger RNA of Macrosiphum euphorbiae (potato aphid), 345 nucleotides long. Lineage: Eukaryota; Metazoa; Arthropoda; Insecta; Hemiptera; Aphididae. The record is from the annotation of a GenBank genome assembly.
AUGUUGUCCAAGAACGUGAAAUGGCCCAUUUAUUGGUCCAUUUAUUUAUAUUGGUCAUCUGUAAAAAUAAACCGUCAUUGCAUGUUGGUGUUUUGUAAAGUACCACAAUUGACAACAACAAAUGCAAACUUUGUACCCGAUAAAUUUACUGAUAUAGAAUGUUUAUGGGACAUUGAAACCGAAUUAAUAUGUGAAUAUGGUUUACCGUAUACAUAUACUACAUUUCCCACUUGCCACUCGGAGCUGGAAAGCACUUCUAUGGUUGUCGAUAAAACUACAUCAGAUUCUAUGUUCUGGGAAGAAUUGAGUUCGUUCAACAAUCAAUUUAUUUCACCAGCCACAUAG